Sporisorium graminicola is the source of this 789-nucleotide messenger RNA. RefSeq lists its product as uncharacterized. Gene Ontology annotation, biological process: actin cortical patch localization; actin filament organization; plasma membrane tubulation. The coding region runs from base 1 to 789 and encodes 262 amino acids. Lineage: Eukaryota; Fungi; Basidiomycota; Ustilaginomycetes; Ustilaginales; Ustilaginaceae. Gene Ontology annotation, molecular function: protein binding; lipid binding. Gene Ontology annotation, cellular component: actin cortical patch; mating projection tip; medial cortex. The transcript has a single exon. The record is from RefSeq and is a predicted model, not a curated record.
AUGUCGUGGGGAGGCUUCAAGAAAUCGAUAAAUCGAGCGGGAACGACGCUGAUGCAAAAGACCGGCCAGGUCGAGCGCACCGUCGAUUCCGAGUUCAACUCGACCGAGGAGCAGUACCGCACGCUGGAACGCGAGGUGACUUCCUUGCAAAAGGAGGCCAAAGCCUACCUGGACGCCAUCCGCUCGCUCGCCUCCUCGCAAGCCCGGAUCGCCGAAGCUGUCGAUGGUUUCUACACGGACAGCUCCGACGCCGCCAUGUCUGCCAAUGCCUAUCGCCGCGCCGUCGACGAGCUCGACACCAAAACCGCCAAGGAGAUCGACGCCCCCUACCGCGCCACCGUCCUCGAACCCAUCGGCAAAUUCGUCUCGUACUUUCCCGAAAUCAACAAGAUCCUUGAAAAACGCAACCGUAAACUCGUCGACUACGACGCCGCCCGCUCCAAGCACCGCAAGCUCGUUGACAAACCCUCAGACGACCCCACAAAACUCCCCAAGGCCGAAAAGGAACUCGACGACGCAAAACUCGUCUUCGAAGCCCUCGACGACCAGAUCAAGUCUGAAUUGCCUCAGCUUGUGGAUUUGAGAGUACCCUAUUUGGAUCCUAGCUUCGAGGCCAUGGUCAGGAUCCAGGCCAAGUUUGCAGAAGACGGGUACGAAAAGUUGGGAGGUGUGCAGCGCUUUUUCGCCGAUGGCGUCAGGGACGACUAUGCGGACGGCCAGCUGGACAGCCAGGUCGAGGCGGUACUCCAGGAGAUGCGGGAGCUGUCCAUCUGCGGCAUUGGCCAGUAG